Molecule: messenger RNA, 1458 nt
Organism: Aspergillus affinis
Lineage: Eukaryota; Fungi; Ascomycota; Eurotiomycetes; Eurotiales; Aspergillaceae
Exons: 2
Coding region: 1-1458 (485 amino acids)
Source: RefSeq, a predicted model, not a curated record
AUGCGUGCUGGCUGUCAAUGCGCCGGUUAUCGUGAUCCAGAAGCGAUUCGCUUCCAUGAUGAGAGCCAGCGGAUCACAGAAAGGGCUUGUCGGCGUGAUGGGAUCGACGCUCUGACCCUUAUAUCGCGGCCGACCGACCAAAUUGAAUCCCUCAGCAUCUCUAUUCACGAGCGUGCCGCUAACUUUAUCUUCACACACUAUGUGCGCGGAGGUUCAAGCCUACCGGCAGGUAGUCUUGUCUUUUUGACCGACUUACUACCCAUAGACAAUGGUAAUCUGUUAACUCCGGCCAUUCAUGCCUUAGGACUGGCAUCUCUGGCGAAUAUUCAUCGGCCGCCCCGGCUGGUGCUCGCCGCACGGGCAGAGUAUAGCGUUGCCCUGGCGGCGACGAACGCGGCGCUACGGGACCCGCGGUGCUGCCGAACCGACGCCGCCGUUGCGGCCGUCAUUCUGCUGGCCAUGUAUGGUGUUGUGACGUGUCAGAGCACGUCAAUCAUCAAUCGUUGGUUGAGUCAUGUAGACGGUGCGACGAAGCUGCUGGAGCUGCGUGAUUCAUCGCAGCUGGACCGCCCAGCUGGCCUGGACAUGUUCAGUCAGCUCCGCCUUCAGAUCGUCCUUGGUAACCUCUAUCGCCGGCAGUACACGCCGGAGUGGCUUCUUGAUAUCUCACAUGAGGCCAUAUCCCAUCGCACGUUGGUGGAUCGUGCGCAGGACGUAUUCUUCGUUCUCUUUGCGCGCGUGGGAAACCUUUGCGCUGCCUUGCGCGAUGGAUCGCUCCGAGACCCGGGCACCGUAUUGCAAACAGCCGGACAGAUUGACGCCGAGCUCGUUCAGUGGGCGCGAACUGUGCAUCCGAGCUGUAGAUUCACGCGAUGCAACGUGGCCGACGCCCGCGAGUCGGGUCUCUGUCUACCGCCAGAUGUGACCCAGUAUCAUGUCUAUCCCGACAUUUCCGCCCAUCAUCUAUGGAAUAACUACCGUAUUGUGCGUCUUGUGGUGCACGAGAUGACCAUCAAGUUCUGUGAGCAACUGCAGGUCUACCUGGGCACUUUACAUCCCGAACACGCGUGGACCUGUAUGCAAAGCGUUGCCAUCUCACGGGACUUGGUCGCAGAGAUCUGCGCCAGUGCGCCUUGGGUUAUGGGCACUGGCGAUCAACAAAAUAGCUCCCCCGCUGCCGGUAUGUACCGCCUCAUGUGGCCGUUAUUCAUUGUGGCCAAUUCGGUAGUCUGCGACUCCGAGACAUGGGCGUGGAUUGUCCAGUGCCUGGACCGAAUCGGUUAUCGUGUGGGCAUAUAUCAGUCUUUGACUCUGGCACAGAUUCUGCGCAACGGACAGCGAGAUCUCCGGAGCGUUGAGCCCGACCCGGAAGAUACCAUGUUGCAUGAGAAAUCGAUGCGACGCGGUCGAAGAGUUGGAGUGGGAGUGAAAGAAGUAGCUACAGUCUGGGGUGAAUGA